Molecule: messenger RNA, 1794 nt
Organism: Nelumbo nucifera (sacred lotus)
Lineage: Eukaryota; Viridiplantae; Streptophyta; Magnoliopsida; Proteales; Nelumbonaceae
Source: RefSeq, a predicted model, not a curated record
ACUGAAUACUAAUAAAUUGCUUAUAUUCCCUCCACCUCCAGCCUCCCUCUCCCUCCCUUGCAGAAACACACGAAAAAAAAAGCACUUCUCCUAACCUUAUUUUGUUGCAGAGGUGAUCUUCACUCUUUCGUACCAUCUGAAAAUCGCAUCUCUCUCUCUCUAAGCUUCCGAGUGCGAGGUUGUUUCAUGGGGUUACCCAAUUACCCACCCCAUGCCCCCCGAACAGUGUUUCUUUCUUCCUCACCAGCGUGUUUAGAAAGGUAAAAUCAGGAAGAAAACAUUAAAAGAUCAGAAUCCUGGCUAUAAAACUCUAAAACCCUUCUUUUCCCUCUUCAUCGCUUCGCUGCCGGUGUUCGUUACCAACAUAUUCUCGCCGGGAAAGCCACCAUACAAGGAUUCUGCAUAAAAGGUCCGGAAUGACACCUCAUUGCUGAAAGAUGGACAUUGAUAGUGAUUCUUGCAAGUUGGAUUCGAAAAUGGCAGAGGAAGGCUUGCUAAUGCAAGUGGAUUCUCUGGAACCUUCAAGCAGCAAAGGCAAAUCAAAAGAUGAUCUUACCAAGUCGAUGGAGAAACUACAAAUUCAGGAAUCUUCCUCUGGUCAAGUGGGCACUUCAUCAACUAACUUUAAACGAAAACCAGUCAUUGUCAUUGUUGUUGGAAUGGCAGGGAGUGGAAAAACAACUUUUCUUCACCGGUUGGUUUGCCAUACACAAGCUUCAAACAUUUGUGGAUAUGUAAUUAACCUUGAUCCAGCUGUUAUGACACUUCCUUUUGGCGCAAAUAUUGAUAUAAGAGACACUGUUCAGUACAAGGAAGUAAUGAAACAGUUCAAUCUUGGUCCUAAUGGGGGAAUUCUCACAUCAUUGAACUUGUUCUCUACAAAGUUUGAUGAGGUUAUAUCAGUUAUUGAGAAACGAGCAGAUCAGCUUGAUUAUGUUCUUGUAGAUACUCCUGGUCAAAUUGAGAUUUUCACCUGGUCAGCUUCUGGAGCAAUAAUUGCUGAAGCUUUUGCUUCAACCUUUCCUACAGUAAUUACAUAUGUGGUUGAUACCCCUCGUUCAGCAAGCCCAGUCACAUUCAUGAGUAACAUGCUCUACGCAUGUAGCAUACUCUAUAAAACACGGUUGCCUCUGGUUUUGGCCUUUAACAAGACAGACGUUGCCAAACAUCAGUUUGCUCUGGAGUGGAUGGAAGAUUUUGAGGCAUUCCAUGCUGCCUUAGAGUCUGACAAUUCCUACACAUCAACUCUAACAAGGAGCCUUUCACUUGUACUCGACGAAUUCUAUAAGAAUCUCCACUCCGUUGGAGUUUCUGCAGUUUCAGGUGCUGGAAUGGAAGAAUUCUUUAAGGUCAUUGAAUCAAGUGCCAACGAGUUCAUGGAAACUUACAAGGCUGAUCUUGACAAGAGAUGGGCAGAGAAACAGCGGUUGGAGGAAGAGCGUCGCCAAGAAAACAUGGAUAAACUAAGGAGGGAUAUGGAGAAGUCCCAUGGCCAAAGAAUGGUACUGAGUACGGGUUUGAAGGACAAGGAUGCUAGCAUUAAAUCAAUGAUGGAUGAAGAUGGGGAAGAAGAGGAAGAAGAUGAAGAUGAUUAUGAAAGGUUCACAGAGGAAGUGGAAGAUGAGAUGGACGAAGGUGAAGACGAAGAGGUUGCCAGGUUUUCCUUUUAACCAUCUUAUUUCCUUGACAUGAUUUCUCCGAAGAGCUCCUGUACACAAGGAACUUUCCAAAUAGUAGUUUAUGCUUCAAAGAGUCAGAAUCAUGUGAUCUGGCCCCGUAUAGUUGGAUUGGAUA